Molecule: messenger RNA, 6105 nt
Organism: Myxocyprinus asiaticus (Chinese sucker)
Lineage: Eukaryota; Metazoa; Chordata; Actinopteri; Cypriniformes; Catostomidae
Gene: cds2
Product: CDP-diacylglycerol synthase (phosphatidate cytidylyltransferase) 2
Exons: 13
Coding region: 140-1498 (452 amino acids)
Cellular component (GO): endoplasmic reticulum membrane
Molecular function (GO): phosphatidate cytidylyltransferase activity
Source: RefSeq, a predicted model, not a curated record
GUGUAUUUCUUGCAGUUGCCAUGUUAUUGAAAUUACAUGGCAUGAACAAUCCUUGCACUGUUCAGGGCAGUGAGUUUGAACUCGCAGUAAGGUUUAGGAGGUUUGGAUCAACUGUGCUUUUACCUGAGUUCUGGAGUGCAUGGACUAUUCUUCAGGCUGGGUGGAAUUUAAGGUAGAAAUUAUGGAGAAUUGGAGAGAUCUGGGCAGAUGGGGAUCUGAAACAGAGGGCAGGUCAGAGAGAGAUGGAGCCUCAGAUAGUGAGACUAAACCAGACACUGGGGUUCCUGAAGUUCCUGUUUCUGCUGAUGACACACCAGAGGUUCUCAACAAAGCCCUCUCAGGCCUCUCCUCCCGAUGGAAGAACUGGUGGGUGCGGGGCAUCCUCACUCUGGCCAUGAUCUCCUUCUUUUUCUUCAUUAUUUACCUGGGUCCGAUGGUGCUGAUGAUGAUUGUGAUGUGCGUUCAGAUCAAGUGCUUCCAUGAGAUCAUCACAAUUGGCUACAGUGUGUAUCACUCGUACCACCUGCCCUGGUUCAGAACACUAAGCUGGUACUUCCUGUUGUGUGUGAACUACUUCUUUUAUGGGGAAACGGUGACAGAUUAUUUCUUCACUCUGGUGCAGAGGGAGGAGCCUCUACGCAUCCUCAGCAAAUACCAUCGCUUCAUUUCCUUUGCCUUGUACCUCACAGGGUUCUGCAUGUUUGUUCUGAGCCUGGUGAAGAAGCACUACCGCUUGCAGUUCUACAUGUUCGGUUGGACUCAUGUGACCCUGCUGAUUGUGGUGACUCAGUCUCACUUAAUCAUUCAUAACCUGUUUGAGGGAAUGAUCUGGUUUAUUGUUCCCAUCUCCUGUGUUAUCUGCAAUGAUAUUAUGGCUUAUAUGUUUGGCUUCUUUUUCGGUCGCACCCCUCUCAUCAAGUUAUCUCCUAAGAAGACGUGGGAGGGUUUUAUUGGUGGCUUCUUCUCCACUGUUGUGUUUGGGAUCCUGCUCUCCUAUGUAAUGGCAGGUUACAGCUACUUUGUGUGUCCGGUGGAGUUUAAUAACGACUCCAACAGAUUCACGGUGGACUGUGAGCCAUCUGAGCUCUUCCAGCUUCAGAACUACAGCCUGCCAUCUGUACUGCAGUCAAUCUCUGGCUGGACUACAGUGAAGUUGUACCCAUUCCAGAUCCACAGCAUCGCUCUGUCUGCAUUCGCCUCCAUCAUGGGACCAUUUGGAGGCUUCUUCGCCAGCGGCUUCAAAAGGGCCUUUAAGAUCAAGGACUUUGCCAACACCAUUCCAGGUCAUGGAGGAAUUAUGGACCGCUUUGACUGUCAGUACCUCAUGGCCACAUUUGUAAAUGUUUACAUCGCCAGCUUUAUCAGAGGGCCAAACCCUGCUAAAGUUAUCCAGCAGCUUCUUGCUCUGAGACCAGACCAGCAGCUCCAUAUCUUCAACUCACUCAAGGCCCAUCUGACAGUGAAAGGCCUGCUUCCUGCCCUGGAAGAGGCAGCCUAGCCUGAAGGACCAUCACAGAGAGAGCCCACCGCAGUGGGCAGAGGAUAGAGGGAGGAGAGGGUCAUUACGGAAGCAGAUCCAGACCUGUAUGGAAGUGUAUAGGAAGGAAAACAACAGAAAACUGAACUUAAACCUAGGGUCAUUCCAUUAUUCAAUGUGUUUGAGUGAGUGAGUGAGUGAGUGAGUACAGAUCAGUGUUUUUGCUUGUGUUAUGUUAUUUUUGUGAACGUUUUAUGUUUAUCUCUUACACCACAAAAUAAUAAUAAUUUUAUAUAUAUAUAUAUAUAUAUAUAUAUAUAUAUAUAUAUAUAUAUAUAUAUAUAUAUAAUAUAUAUAUGUAGAGGAUGCUUCAUCUGUGUUACAGUUCUUUGUGAGUUGAGCUGUACAUUUCCACUUGUGUACAGAUGUUCUGUACCUGUAGAGCAGGGGUCGGCAACCUUAUUGUCAUGGAGUGUCAUUUUUUAUUUUCCUGGUCAGUGCAACCCCCCCCAAAAACAAAAAAACUAACAAACAAAAAAAACGUGCAUGUAUGUGAUUUUCUGAAGUUUGGGUCCACUUGCAUUUUUCUAGUUUAAUUGUUCAUUUUUCAUUACAGAUGAUAUUAUCAGCAUAUAGUUUGAGUGAAAAAGUUGUGCAAAACCCGAUGAUUAUGAUAUAAUCAUGAUCCUGCAUGUGAAUUUUAACAGUGCCUGGUGUAAAAACCAGCUUAAGCUGGUAGCUGUGUUUUGGAACAUGGUAGCUGGUUUAAGAUGGUCAUGAGCUGGUCCAAGCCAGCUUGGACCAGCUACCAGCUGGUCAUACUAGCUCAUCUGGUCUUUGGAAGAAAUUAAUUGGUCGACCAGCUUAUGACCAGCUCAUGACCAGCUACCAUGUUCCAAAACACAGCUACCAGCUUAAGCUGGUUUUUCCACUAUUGUGAAAGUGCUUUUAAUAUUUUGUCAUACAUUUUUCAAAAUCACACAGAGGGGUUAUCACUAGCACGCAAGCAACAGUGAGAGAGGAGCAGGCUAUUUUAUUUAUAAGAAGAUUUUCGCACCUGCAUUCCAAUAUACAUCUUAAUGUAAUCCUUCCUCAUGAUCACGCAGUGUGUUUUCAUGAGCUGAAUGGGAGACUAAACACUAUUAAAGUGUGAAGAGACUCGUGCUGCGCGUGCAAGCCAUUUGCCAACACAUGCCAACUAUUUAGCUCUUUUCGGUGAAUCACACCUGCAAAAUCCUAAAACUUUAUUUCCAGGUUUAAUGUAUAUUUUUAAUAUACAUGUUGGGUAUACUGCAGUCUUGUCACAUUUUCUCGUGAAAACACGCUGUGUGAUCAUGUGAAAGGAUUACAUCAAGAUGCACAUUGAAAAAUAGUCUGUAUUAAAAUAGUUUACUCUCUCGCCGUUGCUGGCGUACCAGUGAUUACCCCUCCGCCUGCCAAUGCUGGCACGCAUGCCAUAGGUUGCCGACCCCUGCUAUAGAGUGUCUGAAUGUUUUAUAAUAGUGUUUAUGGUUUAUUGUAUUUUAUGUUGUUUUAAUGCACUGCUAAUCACACUGUCAUUUCAACUUCAGGCUAGCCUUUCUUUGUUUCUUUUUUCAAAUGUUUCCAUAAGGCAUCGUUCAUUGAAAGAUUGGAUUUUCACCACAGAGCGCUCACAAAUUUAGUGUGGAUUCAUAUUAUAUUCCAUGAGUCUUGGUUGUGACCUGUUUGUAAUAUUUUUUUUAAUCAAAGAGGAAUUUGGUCAUUGAUACUAAAUGUGCGCUUUAACUCAAUAGGUGGUGACUGUUACAGUUCGGCUCUCUGAGACUGUUGGUAUUCUAAAGGCAAUUGGGUAAGAAGAGGAAGCAGAUUUCAUAUUCAGUGCAUGAGAGGGAUGUUCAGGCAUUGUCUGUCUUUGAAUUGAUAUGUGCCCCUCUCUGUGGCUUUGGAUCAGUUUCUGUUUGAAGUUACACAGAAACAGCCCUCUAAGAGAAAGGGACAGAAGGAUCUUUUAUAAUUAGUUGUUACAAGUUACAAAAGUUUGAAGUUAGUGUCAUAUAAACUUGAUUUCAUACUGAAUGUUAAGCUUCUUCGUCAUCAUAUUUCAUGUUUAGGGGUAUAACACCUCAUUUUUAUUCAUUGAUAGUUUUAUUUGAAUGUUCUUUUUGACACUGAUCGGUUACAACCUAAUCUUAAUCAAGCCUAAAAUAUAUUUCCUUGGUGGGGUUUGCUUUGGCUUUGUGACCUGUUACAUGCUAAAUAUGAUUUAUCUUAAAGGCUCAGGCUGGGGUAUCAUAAAUAUAAGUGAUUGGUUUGGUUUUGGGCGAUUUUUAAAUAAGCGUACAAAUGCUUCUUUUGUACCAUCUUCACUGUACAAGACCAAGUCUUCCUCUCAGUUAAUUUUAUAGUUUUGUUCCAUCAUUCCAUCUUCUUUGUUUUUACCAUUGUCUGUUGUACAACAUGCUCAAUCCAAUAAUAGAACCGAAUUAGAACUAUGAUCUACACAUGUGCCAUGUCAUCAUGAACCUGGAGGAAAACUGUUUAUAUCGAGUAAAGGAAAUUAAUCGCAUUAGAAUAACUUUGCCUGUAUGAAGUUCUUGAGUAUCAGAUGGGCUGAUUCUCUGGUUAGUCUCUAAGCCUCAGUUUGUAUUUACGGUCCACUGCCAUUCGCCAAUAAAGAUCCAUGAGCACAUAAAAGCUGUCUGAUUAGUUGUGCUUUCAGACCAGUGUUUAUAAAUUGAAAAAUAAGAUGAUCUGUGAGGGGUUUUUAAAGAUGGUAAUGGAUUAUUUCAAAAUGGUUUUUGUUCCAUAUGGUCACAGGCCGUGAAAGACAAAAGGCAGCUUAUUACCUGAGUUUCCUGUGAUAGUUACUUUACGUGUUUCAUCUUCCAAAAUUAAUCCACUGCUAUUUACCAUGGACAUCUCAUUUUUCUUUAAUUUUUUUUCCGUUUCCUUUACUGCAUGAUCUUUCAUGGUCAGCUCAAGCCAUACCUUGAAGGGAUGCUUCAUCCAAAAAUGUUGUCAUUCUCAUUUUGUUCCAAACCUCUUUCUUUUUGUGGAACACAACUUAUAUUAGACAAAAUGUUAGCCUCAGUCACCAUUCACUGUCAUGCAAGUUUGAAUUUUUUCAUCUUUUUAUAUCAUUUGAAAAAGCUAAACAAUAACACACUAAAGUUGUGAUCUUCAAUGUUAAGUGGUGCUGGCUUUUUCUCUCGCUUGCUUUGCUUUUUUACUGUUCUAAGAUAUUUUAUUCAUUCUUUUAUGCUACUGUACCUUGUCAGUUCAGUUCCAUGACCCAAUUUUAUUGACAGAAUUGCAAACCUUAUAUUAUUAAAGAUUAUAUAGUACAUACCAGUGGUUCUCAACCUUUUUGACUCCAAGGCCCCCCCACUGUCCAAGACAAUAUUUGAAGGCCCCCUCGCCUAAAACUAGACGUGUCUGGUUAAAAUAAUUAAUCAUGGAUCAUUUUUGAUUCUAGAAGUUUCAGAAAGAGUCCAUAAUUUGUGGACAUACAUCUUAAAGUAUUUUUAGCAUUUUAAUUAAGUUGGAUUAUUUUAAUAUUUCUUCUUUUAAAUACAUUUUAAGUCACCUUGAGGCCCCCUUGGAAGUGUGCUGAGGCCCCCUAGUGGGUCCCGGCCCCCUGGUUGAGAACCACUGGUAUAUACUGUAUAUGUUUGAAGUAGAUUAUUCUAUUAUACCUUAUUAUUAUUGUUGUGUUUGGCUACUGUUUUGAAUCAUCCUCUAAGCCAUUCUGUACUCUGUGUAUGUGUAGGCCCCUGUGCUGAAACAUUAGCAUACAAAGUCCAGACACAAAAUAACAGAGCAAUGUAAAUGUUUUAUAGCCACCAGAGAGAAAAAGAGAGGAUAGUCAUGUUGCUGGGCAACCACUGAUGUCAGAAGAACGGGCUGAAAUAUCUGCUUUUGAGUGUGGGUGACCAUAAAGACAACAUUUUAAAGAGCCAAAUGUGUCCAAGUCUUCAAUAUAUGUUUAAAGAUUUGGCUCAUCUUGUUGCUGUAAUUGAAUUUCAGUGAUUGAAGUAGCUUGUGUAAACUAGCCAAUCAGAUCUCAGACUCAUGUACAUGCCAUGUAUUGCCACCAGAGAGGGCUAAAGCAUUGCUAUCUCUGGUACUAGCUAGAUGAGACCAUUAUACUUUUGUUCGUUGUAAAGUGGUUUGUAUGUUGUUGUUUUUUUUUUACUUUGUCUGAUUUGACCUCAACAUUUUCGUCCUUCUUUGAAGCAAUGUUCAUGUAAUGGUGUAACCAGUGCUUGUCAAGAGCUCUUGAAGUGAGAAACUGCAGUGCAGUGCAGUUGUACUCUCUGCUUUUCAGAGUUUGUUCAGUACCACUUAAGUAAAAAAUAGAAACACGUUUCCCCCACUCAAAAGUGUUGAGCCCUUUUGGUUUGCCAUUAAGAAGAAAAAACUCUUCUCUGCUGAACAAAUUAUAUAUAUAUAUAUAUAUAUAUAUAUAUAUAUAUAUAUAUAUAUAUAUAUAUAUAUAUUUUUUUUUGUCAACAAGUGUUAUGGUCUGUAUUUAUGUUGCAUAUUGUUUUGUAAUUUUGAUAAAGCAGAUAAAUGUGAUUUCCCUGCAGCUUUGUGUACAGUGAUUUGCUCAUUUGUAAAUGGUUAAUAAAGAGGAAAGCUUAAUA